AUGAAGUACAGUCUCAUUGUAAUCAUCUUCGCUAUUGUCUUUCGUGAAAGACACGUUGCAAGCCUCCCCUACGCUUAUCCUGCUUUCUCUACAAACAUGUUAGCGGUCCCCUAUGUUCACCCCGUAGCACCUAUAAUGCACGCUGUUCCUGCUUACCAUCCGCACAUCGCUUAUCGCCCCUAUCAUGAGCUGCAAAAUGUUGCUGGAGCAGUAAAGAAAGAAUUAAAUCUGCUUACUGAUGUUGCCGUACGUUUCCCGAUAAGAAGAAGUUGA
Molecule: messenger RNA, 273 nt
Organism: Cylicocyclus nassatus
Lineage: Eukaryota; Metazoa; Nematoda; Chromadorea; Rhabditida; Strongylidae
Source: the annotation of a GenBank genome assembly